GACGCUUUCGUAGCAUUUGUAAACAGAAGGGGUUUCGGAGAUGACGUGAGUAGCGAUGGCAUUCUUACGGAAGGUUUAGGAAACCUGAAAAACGAGAAGUGGAAGGAUAUGAGAAGCAUCCUCACACCAACAUUCACGACCGGCAAGCUAAAACAGAUGACUCACCUUAUCAACGAGUGUGCCAAUACAUUGAAGACUAACCUUGGAAAGCUGGCCGAUGAAAGGAAACCAUUUGAGACGAAAAGCAUUUGGGGCGGCUUCACGCUGGACGUGAUCAGCAGCACGAUGUUUGGCCUGCAGGCGGACUCACAGCAGCAGGGCAAAGAGUCGCCCUUCGUUAAACACGCCAAGAGCGCCUUCGACUUCCAUCCGUUUCACAUAGCCCUCGGCGUUAUAUUUUUUUUCCCGAUACUUACUCCACUUCUGAAGCUGUUAAAAAUACAAUUCAUUAAAAAAGAAGAUCAAGACUUCUUUGUCAACCUCACUACGAAGACUCUGGCGCUUAGACGAACUUCUAAAGAGGUACGACCAGACUUUCUCCAGUUGAUGAUGGACGCUCACAAGGAAAUGCAUGGCAAAUCUGGCGAAGUUCACAACGGUUUGACGGACACGCAGAUCCUCGCACAAUCCCUGAUCUUCUUCCUGGCCGGUUACGAGACGACGACAACGCUGCUGUCAAUGUGGUCCUACUGCCUCGCUACCAACCCAGAGUGGCAGACGAAACUGCAGCAGGAAGUGGAUGACGUGAUAGGCGGUACCGAAAUCACUCACGCCAAGAUUAAAGAGUUGCCGCUCCUGGACAUGUUUAUGAGUGAGGUCUUGCGC
Messenger RNA from Priapulus caudatus, 825 nucleotides. Its product is annotated as cytochrome P450 3A19-like. Gene Ontology annotation, molecular function: steroid hydroxylase activity; heme binding; iron ion binding. The record is from RefSeq and is a predicted model, not a curated record. NCBI's taxonomy places the organism in Eukaryota, Metazoa, Priapulida, Priapulimorpha, Priapulimorphida, Priapulidae.